ACGAGGCAUUGUAUUUGUAAUUUUUCCUGUAUUCUGUGUCGAGAGAGAAGUGACUGGGUUUUACCCUGCUUUCCUUCUGUAUCCGAAUAAUUAAGAGAUACAAUGUUGAGUACGUGAAUUUCCGAGAGGCAAGAUCGUUCGCGAGGAAAGUAGGGACUUGUCCCGUUCCCACCCUCCAUGGGAGGAAUCGGGUCAUGACCCUCUCAUCCAGAAUAAGUAAUCGACCCCAUAACAAAGGCCAACCGUUCUUAUAACGAAUUUUAAAACAACAAAGAAGAUAAAGUGUUUGAGAAAAGAAGGUAACAUCGUACACUGUCACAGUGCUUUAUUUGAUCGUGACGAACUGGUACCAUGGCAGACGUUGACCCCGAAACGCUGUUAGAAUGGCUACAGAUGGGACAAGGGGACGAGAGAGACAUGCAGCUGAUUGCCUUGGAGCAACUCUGUAUGCUGCUGUUGAUGUCGGACAAUGUGGACAGAGUAUUCGAAAGCUGCCCUCCCAGGACCUUCUUACCAGCCCUGUGUAGGAUAUUUUUGGACGAGUGUGCACCUGACAAUGUGCUUGAGGUAACAGCGAGGGCCAUCACCUAUUACCUGGAUGUGUCCGCUGAGUGUACCCGUCGUAUCGUGGCCGUUGAUGGUGCCAUCAAGGCGCUGUGUAACAGGCUGGUUGUCGUGGAGAUGUCCUCCCGCACCAGUCGGGACCUUGCUGAACAGUGCAUCAAGGUUCUGGAGAGGAUCUGUACAAGAGAGUCUGGAGCAGUGUUUGACUCCGGCGGGCUGAAUUGUGUACUGAUGUUUAUCCAGCAACAUGGAUCACAGGUCCACAAAGACACACUGCACUCAUCCAUGUCUGUAGUAUCAAGGCUGUGUGGUAAGAUGGAGCCACAGGACACUUCUCUGGAGGUGUGUGUCGUGUCUCUCUCUACACUGCUGGAACACGAGGACCAGUUUGUUGCUGAUGGCUCUCUACGAUGUUUUGCCUCAUUGGCCGAUCGUUUUACCCGCCGGGGAGUGGAUCCCUCGCCUCUAUCUCAGCAUGGCCUAAUUGAUGAACUGCUGCUGCGUCUCCAGAAGGCUGGCGAGUCGGCCCACAAUGCAUCUGUAUCGAGUACACCCGGAACAGUCAGUAUCACUGCUGAGUCCAAAUCCAGUCCGAGUAUAUCCACUGUGAUCAGUCUACUCUCUACGCUUUGUCGAGGGUCGCCUAGCAUCACACACGACCUCCUUAGGUCAGAACUACCUGAUGCUGUGGAAAGUGGACUGAAGGGAGACGAGAGAUGCUGUCUGGAUACCAUGCGUCUGGUGGACCUGUUACUGGUAUUACUGUUUGAAGGGAGGAAAGCCUUACCUAAGGCAGGUGUUUCUAGUAUCACUAGUCGUAUCUCAGGACUCCGCCGCACUGACAGCUCAGGGGAGCGCUCCCACCGCCAACUCAUUGACUGUAUACGAAGUAAAGACACAGAUGCUCUCAUAGAUGCUGUAGAUAAUGGAUUCGAGGUGAACUUCAUGGAUGAUGUUGGACAGACACUUUUAAAUUGGGCGUCUGCCUUUGGAACACAGGAAAUGGUUGAAUUUCUGUGUGAACGAGGUGCUGACGUUAACCGGGGUCUGAGGUCGUCAUCACUACAUUAUGCAGCCUGCUUUGGAAGACCUCAAAUUGUCAAGACUCUGCUGAGGUAUGGUGCUAACCCUGACCUGAGAGAUGAGGAUGGGAAAACUCCCCUGGACAAGGCCAGAGAGAGGGGUGAUGAAGGACAUCGUGAGGUCAUUCAGACCCUCCAGUCACCUGCGGAGUGGAUGGUACCAGUGAAUAGGGAGAUAGCAGCUGAGGUGGAGAAGAAGAAGGAGGAAGAGAUAGUGGAAAAGGAAGAAGACACUGAGGAACCCAAGGGUGAUCCUGAGGUGGCCCCACUCUACCUCAAACAACUCCUACCUGUAUUUACUCAUGUAUUCCAGAGCACCAUGCUACCCUCUGUUAGAAAAUCUAGUCUUUCCCUGCUUAAGAAGAUGAUCCACUAUAUAACAAAUCCAUUACUAGGAGAUAUGUGCAAUCCAGAGUUUUACGUGCCCAACUUCGCAGGAUCCCUCACCGAGGUCAUGGCUAAUGUGUUGGACCAUGAGGAGGAUGAUGAAGGUCACCAGGUGGUAUUGUUCAUCAUUAAGGACCUGAUGUCAAAGGGCCAGGAUAUAUUCCUGGAACAUUUCGCACGUCUGGGCCUGUUUGGGAGAGUGCUGUCUCUCGCUGGUCCAAUGGAUGAAGAAGAAGGGGCCACAGCGAAGGAGGACAAGGAUGAGGAUGAGCAGCUCCAGGAGGAUGCCUUUGACAUUCAACAAGGUCGUCCAUACCACUGGAAGGACUGGUGCAUGGUGCGCAGUCGUGACUGUCUGUACCUUUGGAGCGAUGCUGCUGCCUUGGAACUCAGCAAUGGUAGCAAUGGCUGGUUUCGGUUCAUUCUCGACAGCAAACUUGCAACAAUGUAUUCCAGCGGCAGUCCUGAGGGAGGCCCAGACAGCUCAGAGAACCGUGGAGAAUUCCUGGAAAAGCUUCAGCGUGCAAAAAGUCAGAUUAAGUCUGGUACUCCAAGUCAGCCCAUCCUGUCCCGCACCUCCUCACCCCGCAUGGUCAUCGGCAACUGGUCUUUACAAUGCAAGAAGGACGGAGAAAUCCAGAUACACAACGCUGAUGGUCAACAGGUGAUGAAUCAGGCCACCAUACUAAAAGAGGAUCUGCAAGGAUUUAUCUUUGAGUCGAAUCGUGGCACCAAGCACUCCUUCACUGCAGAAACAUCGCUUGGACCUGAAUUUGCAUCAGGCUGGGGAGGCAAAAAAAGCAAGAAAUUUAGGUCAAAGACAGAGGAAAUCAAAACUAAAGUUCGACACCAAGCACGUGAGAUCUAUGAGGAUUACUUCAGGGCAGCAGAAGCUAUGCCACGGGGAGUGGUUGCCAAGAUUCGCACCAUAGUUCAACAGCUAGAGGCUGCAUGUGCCAAACAGAUCAGCCAAGUCAGGUCCCCUGAUGGAGAAGUUACAUGGGUGGAGGACAUGACUGCCUCCCUGACUGAGCUGGUCAUACUCCUGAAGGAGGACCAUACUGUGUCCGCCUAUGAACUCCAUUCCAGUGGCCUUGUACAGACACUGCUCAACAUCCUUAACAACAACAUUGAAGACUCCAAUAGCAAGGAAAGUAAAAAGAGGACAAGAGAGAGAAUUGACCUAUUCAAAAGCCUGUUUCAGGAAAAAGACAGCCUGAUGCCAGCAGUGGCUUUAGUGAAGAAACUGAUAGCAGUGCUAGAAUCUAUAGAAAAAUUACCUGUAUAUAGCUAUGAUCUACCUGGAUCAGGAUAUGGUCUACAAAUUCUGACAAGACGGGUGAGGUUUCGCCUGGAGAGAGCUCCAGGGGAGAGCACUCUAUUAGACAGGAGUGGGUGUAACCUCAAGAUGGAGCCUCUGACAUCUGUGGCAGCCCUGGAAAGAUAUCUACUCAAAAUGGUGGCCAAACAGUGGUAUGACUUUGACCGACAAACCUUCACCUUUGUAAAGAAACUCAAAGAAACGACCAAUAAAGUCAGUUUCUCACACCAGUCAGACUUUGACGAGAAUGGUUUAGUGUACUGGAUAGGAACUAAUGCGAAGAGUGCAUACGAAUGGAUUAACCCUGCCCACUAUGGAUUGGUGGUAGUAACAUCAUCAGAGGGAAGGAAUCUUCCGUACGGAAAACUGGAGGACAUCCUCAGUCGGGACAGUGCUGCUCUUAACUGUCACACCAAUGAUGACAAGAAGGCAUGGUUUGCUAUAGACCUCGGGGUGUGGCUGAUUCCAUCCUGUUAUUCACUAAGACAUGCACGUGGAUAUGGCAGGUCGGCCCUAAGGAAUUGGCAGUUUCAGGUGUCUAAGGAUGGAAUCACAUGGGAUACACUACUAAACCACAAAGAUGACACACGACUUAAUGAACCAGGAUCAACAGCUACAUGGUCCUUGACUCCGUCCAAGGAGGAGACUCAAGGUUGGCGCCAUAUCCGGCUCCAGCAGACAGGCAAGAAUGCUAGUGGACAGACCCACUACUUGUCUCUGUCAGGCUUUGAGAUCUAUGGCACAGUGACGGGUGUCUGUGAUGAUUUAGGCAAGGCUGCGAGGGAAGCCGAGGCUAACCUGAGGAGACAGAGGAGAAUCAUACGCACACAGGUACUAAAGCAGAUGGUUCCUGGGGCUCGUGUGAUGCGUGGUAUGGACUGGAAGUGGAGGGAGCAGGACGGGAACCCACCAGGGGACGGUACCAUCACAGGAGAGCUCCAUAACGGUUGGAUUGAUGUUACUUGGGACUCAGGUGGAUCCAACUCCUACAGAAUGGGGGCUGAGGGCAAGUAUGACCUCCAGCUCUCACCCAAUCAUGACCCAGAGAAGCUGCGCCCUGUUGUCAGGACGACAGAGGCAGGGGCAGUUGGAGGAGCCAAAGUUAAGGUUACAAGCUCGCUGGUAUCUGAUAAAGCCAAGGUACAAUACAAGAACAUGGUGAGUGUACUAACCAGUAGGAAGAGUAGCUCCACACCCAGUCUGACUGAUGUGGCAGAGAACAAACCAUCUGUAGCAAGUACAGAACAAGCUGCUUCAGCUGACAACCUAACAACGGCCGUUAAGUCGAUGGCGAAGAAUCUGGCUGACAGUAUGGUGAAUCUGGCAAGUUCUGACGCACUUGUGUCUGUAAAUGUGGACCCUGUAGAUGAAGGGGUGAGUGGUAACAUCCCCACAGAGCCUGUCGUGGUUGUCCACAAGGGCCAUGAGCGUGGAAAUGUGGAGGCAUCUGGGGGCUACCCUGCCCUGCCAGACGUCCUGGAAACAAGUGAACAGGGAUCACCAAAGGGUGCAGAGGCCAUGCAAAUGCCAUCCACUACUGUUGGUUCUAAUGUAGCUGCCAGUGUGGCAGAGGCUAUCGCCAAGAAAAUGGAGGCUCAGACUCGCAGUUCUCCUACCAAUCCUAUGAGUGUGAGUGUUCCCAAUCUUCCAUCAAGUAUGGAGCAGACAGUAAGUCUCCUUGAGACCUUUGCCGCCGUUACACGCAGGAAUCUCGGUACUGUUGUCAUGAACAACCGCAGCAACAGUGGGAGACUUGGUCCUCAGAAUUCACCGAGUAUGUACAACAAUGCCUUGUUGAGUACAGCCCAGAGUUAUCCAAGCCUUACCACAUCGGCAUCAGCAACAUCCAACACCUUAACAACAACGCAGACCAUGGCUAACGUAACAUCACUGAGCCAGGCUUUAACACGCAGCCUCACUUCCACAUCUAGUGAGAGUGAUAACGAGUUCAUGGAGAGCUGUCGUGCACCAAUGCUGCUCGCUGAGCUGGAUGAUGAUUGUGAGGAACUACCUGGACCUGAUGAUGAUGAUGAUGAAAAUGAGGAUGAAAAUGAAGAUGAUGAAGUAUAUGAUGACUUCUUGGAGGAGGAUGAGUUGGAGGGGAGAGGUGAGAGAAGGAAAACAUGGGAUGAUGAGUUUGUCCUGAAGCGCCAGUUUUCUGCCCUCAUCCCAGCGUUCGAUCCUCGUCCUGGCCGCACAAAUGUCAACCAAACACAGGACUUUGAGAUUCCUGCUCCAGGAUCUGAUGACCAGAGUAUGGUCGAGUCCAGUGACCAGGUGCUUCAACCCAAACUGGCCAUCUACAUCAAGGCACCAGGCCUACCAGGGAUGGAAGAUGGUGAGGUAUGUCUCGGCCAUGAGAAAAGCUGUAUAUUCAAGUAUAUACAGAAAUUACUAACUCAGGGACCUGCAUCAAAUAGAACAGAGAGGCUGAAGAGGAUCUGGGAACCCACAUACACGAUAGUAUACAAGGCCUUAAAGGAUGGAGAAAGUAAACAAGAAUUGGAGAAAAUGACAGAUUCUGUGUAUCGCCAGAUUGGAACCCAGGCCGACAGUCAGGGCUACCAAAUCCUCAGUGAAUGGGACAUCCCUCGUAACAAUGAUCCCACGGCCUGUACCAUGGACCAUGUGCUUCAGCUGCUGCAGCGACUGUAUGCCAUCGCUAUGGAGCAGACACCUAACACUCUUAUGAAAUAUGAUCAACCACUGCUACUGAAUGUGCCAGCAGAAGACUUCAUCAGUAAAAAGAUCACUAAUAAAUUAGUACAACAGACACAGGAUCCACUAGUGCUGGCCAGUAAUGCCCUACCUGAUUGGUGUGAGAAGCUGACCAAGUACUGCCCUAUGCUGUGCUCAUUUGAAACUAGACAGAUUUACUUCACCUGUACGGCCUUUGGAUCUUCCAGGGCCAUUGUGUGGCUACAGGACCGGAGGGAUGCCACCCUUGAAAGAAGUCGUGGCCCUAUGCCACGCAGAGACGAGGGUGGGGAGUAUCGUAUUGGACGACUGAAGCAUGAGCGUGUGAGGAUCCCCCGUGGUGAGAGACUACUAGACUGGGCUGUACAGGUGAUGAAAUACCAUUCCCACAGGAAGUCUGUGUUGGAAAUCGAGUUUGAAAAGGAGGAAGGCACAGGACUCGGCCCCAGUCUGGAGUUCUAUGCUCUCAUUGCUGCAGAAAUGCAGAGAAAGGAGCUUGGACUAUGGCUUUGUGAUGAUGAAUUCACCGACAACCUAGAGAGAGAGGUUGAUAUUGGUCAUGGUGUGAAGCCCCCUGGGUUCUACAUCCAGAGGGCUGGGGGUUUGUUCCCAGCCCCUCUUCCUCAGGAUAGUGCAGAUAUUCCCCGUGUUGAGAAACUAUUCCACUUCCUAGGUACUCUCCUUGCUAAGUGUGUACAGGACAAACGUCUGAUUGACUUACCACUCGCCCGUUCCUUCUUCAAAUUGAUGUGUAUGGGUGAGAUGGGCCACAUUAUCACACAGCAGUACCAGGACUCGCUACAUCGAUCAGUGGGUAGUACUAUCGAGUCAUACCACAGUGAGCAGGACCUGUCCCCACGCGACACACUGUCCUCCAGCAUAGAGGAUGUGGAUAAGGAGUUAAUCCUUGAUCCCCCUAAGGUCAAACAUCCAGACACACCUGCCUGGUACGAAGGAAUUCUUAAUGAUGAUGACUUUGAGCUCAUCGACCCCCACCGUGCAACAUUCCUACGACAACUACGAGAGUUGGUCAGUAAAAAACAGAGAAUUCUAAAAGACAAAACACUGUCUCCUGAUCAGAAAAAUAUACUCAUACAGCAACUAGGUCUGCAAAAUCCAUCCGUGCCUGGCGCCAUCUACAGGAUAGAGGACAUGGGUCUGACAUUCCAGUUUAACCCUUCCUCCAAAGUGUAUGGUUACAUGUCGUACGAUCUCAAGUCUAAUGCUGAGGAGGAGGUGAACCUGGAGAAUGUGGAUGAAUAUGUUGAUCUGGUCACCGACUUCUGCAUCAACAGUGGAAUCCGACACCAACUUGAUGCCUUUAAAGCUGGGUUUGACGAGGUAUUCAGCAUGGACAAGCUGCACUCCUUCAGUCCUACAGAACUAGCCACGCUGAUGUGUGGGGAACAGGCACCUGUGUGGUCACGCGAGGAUGUCCUCAACUACACCGAGCCCAAGCUGGGUUACACCAGGGACAGCCCUGGGUUCCAGCGUUUUGUCAAUGUGAUGACUAGUCUUAGUGCGGAUGAGAGGAAGGCAUUUCUACAGUUUACAACUGGAUGUUCCUCCCUACCACCGGGUGGCUUUGCUAAUCUCCACCCGCGCCUGACGGUGGUGAGGAAAGUGGAUGGAAGCGACUCUAGCUACCCCUCAGUCAACACCUGUGUUCACUAUCUCAAGCUGCCCGAGUACUCCUCUGAAGACAUCCUACGCCAGAAACUCCUUGACGCUACCAGUGAAAAAGGUUUCCAUUUGAACUGACGACGGAUGUGGUUAGCCAUGUCAAAAGACAAACUUGUGUCAGCUGUCUUUGGGGAUGGAAACUUUUUGUGGAGAAAUGGUUGUGAGACAAUCACACAUGUUACCAGAAUCUUCACUUUGAUACUGGACUUGCCCUAUUGUUAAUGUGGACUGAUAUUUGACCAUCACAUGGAUCAUCAUAGAUGACCUAGCUCAGUGUUUACAGCUUUCAUACAUAAUCAUUUCCCUAACUUAUAAUUCACGUAUCUACCCAAUACUGGAAUAUGGAAUUGCAGUAAUUUGCAACAUAAGUCUUUAUGUAGAAUGUUAAGCUGGGAUUCUAAAAAUUAGUGUGCAAGGUAGAUUUUAAUGCUUACAAUCACAUUGAUGUGAAUGAACAUAAUGCUAGUGAUAAAAGCUCUAUUAAAGGGAUUACGAUAUCUUCAAGUCGUAUUUGCGGACAAACCAGAUAAAAGUACUGUUGUUGGACGAAUCAUCCGAAUCACCAAACCACAUAUAAAAAAGACAGAACCACAUGUAUCACACGUACUGAUCACAUUGGACUCUUAGUUUCAGUGUUUAAACAAACUUUGCAGACUGGUAAUGUGUGGUUUGAUUACUGAAAUGUGACUUCUUUCAUUGUAAUAGAGAUAUUGUCAGCGAGACUCAUUUAUCACUAUAGAUGUGCGAGUGUGUGUUGUGUUGUCUGUAUGAGAUGUGUUUGGUUGUGUGUAUGUUCUAUUGCAUGGUAGCCUUUAGGUCUCUAGACCACAUGUCAGGGAUAUACAAUUCUUCUUAAAUCAUGUUUAAAUUUUGCUAUUUUUUUUUUGUAUCUCUCUCAAAAUUUUGUUGUGAAUUUUAGGUAAUCCACUGCAUAAUUUACUGGUUACAUGUUCCUAAGAGGAAACCAUUGUGAUAUGGCUGAUAUAUAGAAUCAUGAUUGGGCCAUGACAGAUUGAAAUGUUGGGGAGAUGAUCAUGACUCGGUAAUAUUUAAAUAUGGAAGAAUCAUGAAGCAAAAUCAAGUCACUGAAAUGUUUGGUCAAUAUAACCACAUAUUGAAGGAGAAUUAAGCUUUGUAGGGACCUGAUCAGCUUUGGUAGAGACAGAAUACAUUUGUUAGUUGAGAGGAUUAUAGACAUAUUUAUCCAAGUGCUUGACAUCUUCUCAUGUUCCACAAAUGUUUGUGUGUAUAUGUUACGCCAGAAUGAUUGAAACAAUUUAUUGUUGUUUGUUGUUGAAAGAUUUUAACACUUUUAACCUUUUUUGUAUUGUUCCAUUGAAAUGGAAGCCUAUUUAUUGUUUUGAGUAAUUCAUAUCACAUGCAAGCUUUUGAAACAAAACAAAGAGUUGGCAUAUGUUCAAAAGAGAUGUGAUGAAAUCUAUGUGAUACAUUUGUUUUAGUAGGAGUUUGUAUUAAAUGCCUGUGCAAUCACAAUAUCA
Molecule: messenger RNA, 9233 nt
Organism: Pecten maximus
Lineage: Eukaryota; Metazoa; Mollusca; Bivalvia; Pectinida; Pectinidae
Product: E3 ubiquitin-protein ligase HECTD1-like
Exons: 42
Coding region: 352-7812 (2486 amino acids)
Biological process (GO): proteasome-mediated ubiquitin-dependent protein catabolic process; anatomical structure development; protein K63-linked ubiquitination
Cellular component (GO): nuclear speck
Molecular function (GO): ubiquitin protein ligase activity; metal ion binding; protein binding
Source: RefSeq, a predicted model, not a curated record